CUUAACUGAAAACCCAAAUUGACAAAUAGCAACACACCUAGAACUAUUACAACUGCAAAACUCAGCUGGAUGCCUGAAGGGUACAGGAAAACAUGAGCUACUGCGGCAGCAGCUAUCGGAUUGUAAACGUGGACCCCAAAUACCCAGGCUACCCCGCAGAGCACAUUAUAGCCGAGAAGAGAAGAGCAAGAAGACGUCUGCUCCACAAAGAUGGCAGCUGUAAUGUGUACUUCAAGCACAUUUUUGGAGAAUGGGGGAGCUAUGUGGUGGACAUUUUCACCACUCUUGUAGACACUAAGUGGCGCCAUAUGUUUGUGAUAUUUUCUUUAUCAUAUAUCCUCUCCUGGUUGAUAUUUGGCUCUAUCUUUUGGUUCAUAGCCUUCCAUCAUGGAGAUCUGCUAAAUGAUCCCGAUAUCACACCUUGUGUUGACAACGUCCAUUCUUUUACAGGGGCGUUCUUAUUCUCCCUUGAGACUCAAACCACCAUAGGUUAUGGUUACCGCUGUGUCACUGAAGAAUGCUCCAUGGCAGUGCUCAUGGUGAUACUUCAGUCCAUUUUAAGCAGCAUCAUAAAUACCUUCAUCAUUGGAGCCGCCUUGGCCAAAAUGGCAACUGCUCGAAAGAGAGCCCAAACCAUUCGGUUCAGCUAUUUUGCGCUCAUAGGCAUGAGAGAUGGGAAGCUUUGCCUCAUGUGGCGCAUUGGUGAUUUCCGACCAAACCAUGUGGUAGAAGGCACAGUUAGAGCCCAGCUUCUCCGCUACACAGAAGACAGUGAAGGGCGGAUGACAAUGGCAUUUAAAGACCUCAAGUUAGUCAAUGACCAGAUCAUCCUCGUCACGCCAGUAACUAUCGUUCAUGAAAUUGACCACGAGAGCCCUCUGUAUGCCCUUGACCGAAAAGCAGUGGCCAAAGAUAACUUUGAGAUUUUGGUGACGUUUAUCUACACUGGUGAUUCCACUGGGACAUCGCAUCAAUCCAGAAGUUCCUAUGUUCCCCGAGAAAUUCUCUGGGGCCAUAGGUUUAAUGAUGUCUUGGAAGUUAAGAGAAAGUAUUACAGAGUGAACUGUUUGCAAUUUGAGGGAAGUGUUGAAGUCUAUGCUCCCUUUUGCAGUGCCAAACAAUUGGACUGGAAAGACCAGCAGCUCCACAACACGGAGAAAGCCCCACCAGUCCGAGGAUCCGGCUCAUCAGACAUCAAGGUCAGAAGAAGGUCAUUUAGUACAGCUGCCAUUAUCAGCAGCUGUGAAAACCCGGAGGAGACCACCACCUCUGCCACGGAUGAGUGUAAGGAAGCACCUUAUCAGAAAGCUCUCCUGACUUUAAAUAGAAUCUCUGUAGAAUCCCAAAUGUAGUCCUAAAUUAUGUUUACCAGGGCUACCACUCAAUCAUUUUACUCUUAGCCCAUCACCUUAAGGCAAGUAGUUAUAAUCAAGGUUUUUAAAGAACGGUUAUAGUACGUUUGAUAGUGAUGGGGGAUAAG
Ceratotherium simum simum (southern white rhinoceros) is the source of this 1480-nucleotide messenger RNA. It is a transcript of the gene KCNJ16, whose product is annotated as potassium inwardly rectifying channel subfamily J member 16. NCBI's taxonomy places the organism in Eukaryota, Metazoa, Chordata, Mammalia, Perissodactyla, Rhinocerotidae. Gene Ontology annotation, molecular function: inward rectifier potassium channel activity. The record is from RefSeq and is a predicted model, not a curated record. Gene Ontology annotation, biological process: potassium ion import across plasma membrane; regulation of monoatomic ion transmembrane transport. Gene Ontology annotation, cellular component: plasma membrane.